CGCGGGCGUAGGGGAGGGAGAUCUGAGAGGCGGAGGGGAUCGGCCGCGGCUCAGAAGCACAGUGGCCAUGGACGACCUGGGGGAAAACACCACCGUGCUGUCCACCCUGAGGUCUUUGAACAACUUCAUUUCUCAGCGGGUGGAGGCAGGGUCUGGACUGGACGCUUCCGCCUCUGCCCCAAGCUCUCUGCAGAUGCAGUACCAGCAGAGCAUGCAGCUGGAGGAACGAGCGGAGCGGAUCCGUUCCAAGUCCCAGGUCGUCCAGGUGGAGCGGGAGAAGAUGCAGAUGGAGCUGAGCCACAAGAGAGCCCGAGUGGAGCUGGAGCGGGCGGCCAGCACCAGUGCCAGGCGCUAUGAGCGCGAGGUGGAUCGCAACCAGGAGCUCCUGACGCGCAUUCGGCAGCUGCAGGAGCGGGAGGCUGAGGCGGAGGAGAAGAUGAAGGAGCAGCUGGAGCGCCAUAGGCUGUGUAAGCAGAGCCUGGACGCCGCCGGCCAGAAGCUGCGGGAGAAGGAGGACGGCCUGGCCGCGGCCGGCGAGACCAUCAGCGCACUGAAGGCGAGGGUCUCCGAGUUGCAGUGGAGCGUGAUGAACCAGGAGAUGCAGGUGAAGAGCCUGGAGUCUGAGAGGCAGGAGCUCAAGGAGCAGCUGGCCUUGCAGCACAAGAAAUGUCAGGAGGCUAAUCAGAAGGUUCAGGAGCUCCAGGCCAGCCAGGAAGCGAGGGCCGACCAGGAGCAGAGGAUCAGGGAUCUGGAGCAGAAGCUGUCCCUGCAGGAACAGGAUGCUGCGGUCGUGAAGAAUAUGAAGUCUGAGCUGGUGCGGCUGCCGAAGAUGGAGAGGGAGCUGAAGCAGCUGCGGGAGGAGAGCGCCUACCUGCGGGAGAUGCGAGAGACCAAUGGGCUGCUCAGGGAGGAGGUGGAGGGGCUGCGGCGGCGGCUGGGACGGCAGGAGAAGAUGCAGGAGAGUCUGGUCGUCCUGGAGCUGGAGAAGGAGAGGCUGCUGGCAAAGCUGCAGAGCUGGGAGCGGCUGGAGCAGACCACGGGCUUGAGCAUCAGCGCCCGCGGGCUGGAGAAGGCCCUGCAGCAGCUUCAGGAGGAGGUCCGCCAGGUCAGCAGCCAGCUGCUGGAGGAGAGGAAGAAGCGGGAGACGCAGGAGGCCCUGGCGCGGAGACUCCAGAAGCGGGUCCUGCUGCUGACGAAGGCUCAGCUGUCACAGGCCCUGGAGGAGCUGGGAGGCCAGAAGCAGAGAGCGGACAUGCUGGAGAUGGAGGUGAAGAUGCUACAGUCUCAGUCCAGCACCGCCGAGCAGAGCUUCCCACUGUCCAGGGAGGAGGCAAGCUCGCUCAGGUACAUCAGCACCUGCGGCCUCCGGGCCUGCCUUUCCGAAUCACGCUCCGUCCACUCGGAGCCCUCUGCGUGGACACUAGGCUCUGCGCCCCCAGCACUGAGGGGUGUGCCGGGUUCAGCCUUCUGUGCGGGGGCAGCAGGGGCUUGUCCGGAGCCGGGCACAAACGGCCCUAUUUCAGAAGAGCUGCUCACAGGGCGCUUCCCGAAUGUCAGCCAGGCCGCCUUCAGUCCGUGUGUCCGGCCUGCCCAGAACACGCCUGUUUCCCCAGAGGCUUUCCCGAUCCUCCUGACCCUGUCCUGA
Leptonychotes weddellii (Weddell seal) is the source of this 1645-nucleotide messenger RNA. NCBI's taxonomy places the organism in Eukaryota, Metazoa, Chordata, Mammalia, Carnivora, Phocidae. The record is from RefSeq and is a predicted model, not a curated record.